This is a messenger RNA of Austrofundulus limnaeus, 5576 nucleotides long. RefSeq names its product scavenger receptor class F, member 2 (gene scarf2). Gene Ontology annotation, biological process: heterophilic cell-cell adhesion. The record is from RefSeq and is a predicted model, not a curated record. Lineage: Eukaryota; Metazoa; Chordata; Actinopteri; Cyprinodontiformes; Rivulidae. Gene Ontology annotation, molecular function: scavenger receptor activity. Gene Ontology annotation, cellular component: focal adhesion.
UGUUGGAUGCGUUUCUUCAUGGAAUAAUUGCGCAGCGCAGAAGCAGAAAGAAAACUGCCUGAUGUGGAGGUUUGGACCUCGGGAGCUGUUUUUAAACUGCUGCUGGUUCGGCUUUAACCACUGAGCUUUUCAUGUGGCAAAAUUCAGUAAGAAAAAAAAAUAGAGAUUAACAGGAAUUUUUCGUGAAGUUGCUAUUCUGCAUCUGGAUCCUGCGCAUGGAAGAAGGAGUGUGUAAAAAAGCAGUGGGACUUCCUCAGUAGUUUGGAGAAGUAAAAUGCGGAAUAAAAGCUGCGUCUAGAAGGAUGCUGCUGCUUUUACAAUGGAAGUGAAGAACUGUUUCGCGGUUCCUGCGGUGGUUUGUCUCUUCUUUUUCUGCGUUUUCAGCCAACAACUCAACCCGAAAGGCAGGAAUGUGUGCAGGGCACCGGGGUCAUCAGGACUGGUCUGCUGCAGCGGAUGGAGGCAGCUAAGGGAUGAAUGUCCAACAGCUCUGUGUGAAGGCAACUUCACCUGUAAGGAAAACGAGGUGUGUGUCAGGCCGAAUGAAUGUCGCUGCCGCCAUGGAUACUUCGGAGCCAGCUGUGACACAAAGUGCCCUGCCCAGUUCUGGGGGCCCGACUGCAAGGGGAAAUGUAACUGUUAUCCUAAUGGCCAGUGUGACGACUUGACUGGGAAGUGUACCUGUAACCACAAUCGCUGGGGGUCUCAGUGCGAGAAGGCUUGUCAGUGCCAAAAGGGCAAGUGUGACCAAGAAACAGGGAAAUGCACAUGUCACCCUGGGGCCUGGGGCGCGCAGUGCAACAACAACUGCUACUGCAGCGUCAACUCCGUGUGCGAUGUGAACACGGGUCGAUGCCUGUGCCACCCCGGCUGGAUGGGCAGGAACUGCGCGGCCCAGUGCAACUGCAACAACUCGCCGUGCGAGCAGUACACGGGGCGCUGCCAGUGUCCGGAGAAGCUGUGGGGUCUACGGUGCGAAAGAUACUGCCAGUGCGUCCAUGGCAAGUGCAACCAGGCUGAUGGAUCGUGUACUUGCACGCCUGGUUAUCGUGGGAAAUUCUGCAGGGAGCCGUGUCCCGCUGGAUUUUAUGGUCAAAACUGCAGGAACAGGUGUGGGCACUGCAAAGGCCAGCAGCCCUGUAAGGUGACAGAGGGACGCUGUAUCACCUGCGACAGAGGCUGGAACGGGACACGGUGCGACCAGCUUUGUUCCAAGGGCUUCUUUGGUGAAAACUGCCAGGAAGUUUGUCCCGCCUGCAAAGAUGGUCACCACUGUGACCCCAUUCAUGGCAAAUGUUCUCACUGUAACCCUGGCUGGAUUGGGGACAGGUGUGAGGUACGUUGUCCCAAUGGCACGUAUGGCGAGAACUGCGAGAACAACUGCAGCCACUGUUUUAACGGCAUCUGUCAUGUUGUCACCGGAGAGUGCCUUUGUGACCCAGGCUUUUAUGGCCCCUACUGCAACAUGACCUGCCAGCCUGGCCAGUAUGGAGUCAACUGCAACCAAACCUGCCCCUGCCAUGACAAGAACUGUGAUCCUGUGUCUGGUGCCUGCCAUCUUCAGCCCAACCAGCGGAUGGGUGUGAUCGCAGCUGGUUCUUUGGUCUCCUUUUUACUGAUUGUCCUUCUUACACUGCUGUGCUGCUGCUGCCUCUGUCAACUAAAAGACGGCCACAACGCAAACCAAGACAACUCGACCAACAACAAAAAAGCCAAGCGGAUUUUGUGCGGACGAUUCAGCAGAAUCAGCACCAAACUUCCCCGUAUUCCACUGAGGCGACAGAAACUGCCCAAAGUAGUAGUAGCACACCACGACCCGGAGAACACCUUCAACUGCAGCUUCAUCGAGCCCCCGUCUGUGGCGGAGCAGCCGUCCCCCUCCUCCUGGUCAUCCCAGGAGUCCUUCUCUUCCUUUGAGAGCGGAGACGAGGGGCCAGUUUACUGUGUCCCACAUGAAGAAACUGUGAGUGAGAGCAAAGAGAAGCAGACCCUCGGCCCUGCUGCAGAGGAAGGAGAUGAACUCAACGAGGAGGAUGCAGGGGAGUACACCUCUCUUAAAGACACAGGCAUCAAACCGGAAAGCGGUGAGCAGUCUUUACUCAAGUCCUCCGACAGCGAGGCUUCUAACAGUGGCUCGGAGUCUGCAGCCCACUACGCCUGCAUCUCCCGCCUCUCCAAACAAUCCAAGGACGAAGAUGGCAAAGGUCAUGAUGGCACCCCUACACCAGAAGCCAAGCGCAGUGGGAAACCACCUGCUUCACCUGGCAAGCCAAAACCACGCCCACCAGAUCCGUCUACUAAGCCCAAAGUGUCAUGGAUACAUGGAAAUACAACAGGCCCUUCACAGCCGGAGCAACAAGCGGGGAUUAAGGUACUUACAGUACCAAAAGAGAAAAAAAGAAGCUCCAGUGAUGGCUCAGCCAAGAGUGAGGAGAGGCAGAAAAUGAAGGAAAAGAGUCGAGACCAGCAGAAGGAGGACGAGGGCAAGGAGGCAAACGGCUCCCCCAGCAGACACAAUCCCCUGCGAGGUAAAAGAUCUGGGGAUGAGCACAGCAGUCCAAAUCACAUGGUGCACAUCAACGGUGUUGUUCAAAACGCCUUAAAGAAGAUAAGUAACUUCCGCUGCUCCUCACCUGAAAAGAAGGCUACCGAAAACCCAAAGCAGACCCCCAAGGAGCCUCCAAAGAGCCCAAAGGUGAUCCAUCCUCAUAUGAACUCUGAAGCAGCCACUCUGCUCGCUGCUCAGCUCAAGGAAAAAACUCAAAGCAUCAACAGGAACGAGGGAACAGGACUGACAAAAACCAACGGGUUCUCUUUACCCAAGGGCAACCAGGAGAAGCCCACUCCUCCACAGAAAGCCAAAAGGACCAUCUCCAGUGGACUCAGCCAGAAGGGCUCUGCCAAGCCCCUGCUGCCCACUUCAAGCAGCCUCCAGAAGAUGGUGGCACCCGUCAGCAACGACUUUCAGACCUCUGACGUCAAGAGCCCGGAGAAGCAGGACUUGAACGGCUCUAAGACGGGGGACCUGUUGGAUUCUACACCAAAGAAGACGCCUAUAAAAAAGCCACCAAGGAAAAAAGGCAAAGGGGGUUUACUGGAUACCCCUGAAAGUAAACCCUCCCAGCCAAAGACAGCCAUUAUGCCACCCCAGGUUGUGAAGUAAGUGUUUUAAAUAAUAAUAAUUAAAAAAACGAACAAAGUUUGUGAAGAUUUUUCCAAAAGACUGAUUUUUUUAAGAUGGUAGCAACCGCAUAGUUUUUUAAAGAACAAUGUGUGCUGUGACUGAAAGACAAUUCAAGGUUAGAACAUUUUUUAAAACCAAGGGUGUAAUUGCAUCAUAGUGGGGAGGUGUAUUAUAUUAACAUUUAUGCAUCGUUGUAUUAAACUUCAAGGAAUGUGUUUUGUAACCAGUAUGUAUCGCUUUCACCUCACAACCUUUGACUAUGACCAACACAACUGAGUAAAUAGUGAGGCAUAGGCAUUUUACAAAGUACAUUCAUCUGUAUGCAAUCCUUAUAUACACUAAUAAGCAAUUUACAAAGCAAGUACGCAGUUUUUAAAAAAUAGUAUUUUCUAUAUAUUCCUUCCACAGGUACAAACAACUAAUGGUUGCUUUUAUGAUCACAAGCUAUUCUUUUAUUUGUUCUUUCUAACAUAACAUCAAAGACUGUUCUGGAAAUAAUCCUCACUCGCUCACUGCACAUUAAUAUUUACUUUCUCAAGGAUAAAAUGUCUAACGUUUCUGUCAGAUUGAUAAGCUUUCAUUAUUAUCAAAAAUAUUUACAAUAUCUUUCACUCCCAAAAUCAUUUACAAUAAUAUUCUGGGAUAAAAUAAUAAUGCUAUUUAUAAUAAUAAAAAUGCUCCAAACAUUGAUAAAUAAAGCCACACAAGGCCUUCUCUUUAAAACGUACAAAGUAUCUAUCAUUUGCACUAGUUCACACUCUUCUUACUCAGUUAUAUGUUUUGUUCAAUUACAGAACUCUGGUUUUCUCCUUUUGCCAACACUAUGUCACCACAAUACAGCCUUUUUGCAAGUUUUCCAAGAGCUACACCAGAUUUUUCCAAUCAAAGGGCUAUAACUAGGUACACAAUCAGCUAACAUGAAGUAUUUUUAGUCUUUUUUUCUUUUCUUUUUUUAAAUGGUGGCACACUGCCGGGUGGGUGUCAGUUCAUUCAGUUUGGCUGAAUUCUUGUUUCAUAAAAAAAAUGCUAUUUUUUUUCUGUUGAAGACAAUUAAUCAAUAUUUUUUUCUUUUUUUUAAUCUAUAGCAAGGCACACAUACUGCAUUGGUGUAUUUGUCAGAAAUGUUUAAUUUGUAGCCUGUGCUCAUCUGUAAAGAGUUAGGCUGCAAGAAGUUGAACAAGAGCAUUUCAGGUGCAAACCAGCUUUUUAAAUCCACCCAUGCACCAAAUCACUAAGCUAAACUAAAAAAAAAUGAAAUAAAAUAAAUGACAUCACCAUAUGCCAUGCGUUUAAUACCGUUUAAUUCCUUUUUUUUCUUCAACUGGUGAUAAUCUGCAAUUUUCCAUAAAUCCUUUUCUGUUAUCAGUUGUUAUUUUUAGCUGAUCGUUUGCCAGAAGCACUCUGUCAUGUGUUUCUGUGCUCCGUUUAGAAAUUAGGUCAACUUUAAGUGAUCUUGGUUUGACAUGAAUCUCAGCAGGAUAACGUGUGGAAAUGUUCGGCUCCUCAAGGAUUGUCUAAAGCUAGCUGAUUUAUGCUAAAAGAAGGAAAAAAUAGGGUUUAAUUUUCUUGCUUUGGGUCAAAACUGAGAUUAAUGGUACGUUGUCUUGUGGAAAAAAAAGUGCCUGAACUGUAAAUUAGUUAAAGGAAAAAGAUAAGUUGCCAAUGUUUUAAGUGCUUAUUCUAAAAUCAAAAUAAAGUAGUGGGGUCAGUAUGUACAACUGGAGUAAUUAAGCUUGUCAAGGAGAAAAAACUAUAUAGUAUGAUUGAUGGCUAUGUUGAAAAGUGCCUUUCAUAAGAGCUAUAAACUUUGUGUAAAUAAAGCAAAAAGUUUUGUUAACCUGCCAUUGACGUGUUUUCAGCUCCAGAAUGUCACAUUUAUGGAAUGACUUUGUCAUCAAGGUACAAAACAUUUUUAUAGCUAUUUUUGUUUUGUUUUUUCACUUUUUUACUUGUAUACAUUGUGUACUUUUUCUUAUCUUUGUAAGCUGUGCUUAUAUGACCUUUCAGGUUCUGUGUUUUUUUUUUGUCCCAGUGAAAUUACUUUUUUAUCGUUUCUGCUUAUUUUUUGUUGUUUUUCCUGUGUUGCUUAUUUUGGGCUCAGAAGCACGUCUGCAGUAUGAGUACUUCCCUUCUGUAAAGUUUACAUUGGCUUUGUAAUUGUUCUCUGUUGAUGUUAUUGUUUGUGUAACACUUAACUGCAUGACGCAGAGUGUAAUUAUAUGGCAUUAUAGCUGCAGAGGACAUCUGUAACCUUCUUGAUCCUUUCAUUUGUAAUUGCCUCUGAUAAAACCAUACUAAAAGGAUUGUACAAAACUACCGUAAUACCACUUUUUGUUGCAAAUACUUAAAACCAUAUUGUUCAAUUAUAAAGUUACACGUUUGUCUAACUGGC